CAAUCCGAUAUUAGCGCUUCAUUGCAUCAGUGUUUCUGACGCCUGUGUCUUUUAUGCUGGCUGAAAUCUGAAGGCGCUUACUGUCAGUACUGUUCCUAAUUGGCCACACAGGGUGUCUGGAGGAUAAACACCCAGCCAACCACUGUGGCCUGACAAGCAUCGGCACACCAUUUCCGGAAGGAGGCAUCGUCUCUCAAGAUCCCCGAGUUUUGUGUGUACUGUUCCCUCAAGCUCCACUGGAAUCCUCCUCCUUUUCAGCUGGCCCCAAAGAAUCCUCUGACGCGCAGGACACGCUGCGGAGAGGCCCCCAGGCGCGCGGCGACGCCGGAGAAACGCGCAGGACAGGGGAGAGCGGAGCCCCGCGGCGGGGCGGCCGGCGCCUGGCGCAGGCUCGGCAUUUGUUCUGGAAGCUCGUAUUUACAUUUUAAGUGUAUCUGGUGAGUGGGCAGGAGCCCUCGUCUGGGCCGGAAAAAAAAAAAUAGCCCUCGGGUUCGUCUUUCUAGUUGCUACUCUUCCUUUUUCUCUCCGGUUUCUCAUCACUUCAACCAGCCGCGACGAUGCCCAGGAAGAAGGUGGCGGCGGCGGCCUGGGAGGAGCCGAGCUCGGGCAACGGCACGGCCCGCGCAGGGCCCAGGAAGCGCGGCGGCCCGGCCGGCAGGAAGCGCGAGCGGCCCGAACGCUGCAGUAGCAGCAGCGGCGGCGGCAGCAGCGGAGACGAGGACGGCCUGGAGCUCGACGGGGCCCCCGGCGGGGGCAAGCGCGCGGCUCGGCCGGCGGCGGGCAAGGCGGGCGGCGCGGCCGUGAUCAUCACCGAGCCCGAGCACACCAAGGAGCGCGUCAAACUUGAAGGGUCUAAGUGCAAAGGACAGCUUUUGAUAUUUGGGGCAACCAACUGGGACUUGAUUGGUCGAAAAGAAGUGCCUAAACAACAAGCUGCUUACCGCAAUCUCGGUCAGAACUUGUGGGGACCCCACAGAUAUGGGUGCCUGUCGGGGGUCCGGGUGCGGACGGUGGUUUCAGGUUCAUGUGCUGCCCACAGUCUCCUCAUCACUACGGAAGGGAAACUGUGGAGCUGGGGUCGAAAUGAGAAGGGGCAGCUGGGACAUGGUGAUACCAAGAGAGUUGAAGCCCCCAGACUCAUCGAGGGUCUCAGCCACGAGGUGAUUGUGUCUGCAGCGUGUGGGCGGAACCACACUCUGGCCUUGACAGAAACAGGCUCCGUGUUGGCAUUUGGAGAGAACAAGAUGGGGCAGCUGGGCCUCGGGAAUCAGACAGACGCGGUGCCCAGCCCUGCACAGAUAAUGUACAACGGCCAACCAAUUACCAAAGUGGCCUGUGGGGCUGAAUUCAGUAUGAUAAUGGACUGCAAAGGAAACCUCUAUUCCUUUGGGUGCCCUGAAUAUGGUCAGCUGGGACACAACUCCGACGGGAAGUUCAUCGCACGGGCACAGAGGAUAGAGUAUGAUUGCGAGCUGGUCCCCCGGCGAGUGGCCAUCUUCAUCGAGAAGACAAAAGAUGGACAGAUUUUGCCAGUCCCAAAUGUGGUUGUGCGAGAUGUGGCCUGUGGUGCCAAUCACACGCUGGUCCUGGACUCCCAGAAACGCGUUUUCUCUUGGGGGUUCGGUGGCUAUGGACGGCUGGGCCAUGCGGAGCAGAAGGACGAGAUGGUCCCUCGCCUGGUGAAGCUGUUUGACUUCCCUGGUCGUGGGGCAUCCCAGAUCUACGCUGGUUACACCUGCUCCUUUGCCGUCAGUGAAGUGGGUGGUCUGUUUUUCUGGGGGGCCACCAACACCUCUCGUGAGUCCACCAUGUAUCCGAAAGCAGUGCAGGACCUCUGCGGCUGGAAAAUCCGAAGUCUGGCAUGUGGGAAGAGCAGUAUCAUCGUGGCUGCGGACGAGAGCACGAUCAGCUGGGGCCCGUCUCCAACCUUCGGGGAGCUGGGCUACGGAGAUCACAAGCCCAAAUCUUCCACCGCGGCCCAAGAGGUGAAGACGCUGGACGGCGUUUUCACAGAGCAGGUUGCCAUGGGCUACUCGCACUCCUUGGUGAUAGCAAGAGAUGAAAGUGAAACCGAGAAGGAGAAGAUCAAGAAACUGCCAGAGUAUAACCCCCGAACCCUCUGAUUAUCCCUCCCGGAGUCUUCCUCCAACUCCACACCUCGCGGCAGCUGUCAUUUCCAUGUGCACUGGGACAGGAAGUCAGAGGAGGGAUUUAAAAAAGCAAACGUCGACCGAAGGUGCAUUUUUGUUAGACUCCCUGAGGUUCCGUUUUAUAAGUGAUUCAACGUUAACUACCUUUUUCUGUAUGCUUUCCAAAGUGUUUUUUUCUUCUUCUUAGUGUUUAAUUAAAAUAUUUGCUCAUAGUUGUCUACCAUUCCUAUGAAAGAGGCAGAAACUUUGAGCAAUCUAGGUUUUUUUUUUUUAAGUUGUUUUUCAUUUUUUCUCUCCUAAAUACACUUCCCAAACGUCCCUUUCCAAUUGUCAUUAGCAUUGUGAACCGAAUGGGUGCUACAUGAGAGAGGAAUCACCAUUUACUCUGGAAAAAAAUGUCCGUUCCGGGAUCCCGCAGCAGCCGGGCAAAGACGGUCCCCAGUGGCCACUCUCCAUCCAGUCGCGUCACGUGCUUUAGAAGCACCUGGGUCUCUCCUUCCAGCUUUCUCUUGUAGACCAUCCGAGGCGGGGAGGUGCUCAGUUCCUCCCCUCGGCUGCUUGUAAGCCACAGCCUUUGGCUGCGAUGUUGCUUGAACUUGCCGCUUCCCUCCUGGUGAGGGCUUUGGGGUCCUGUGUAGCCAUUCCUUGUAUCUCCUUUAUUAGCUCUAACAGAAGUCCAGAUGAAAAUUAGGCGAUUGUGGAACCAGUGGGGACUUAAGGUCUGGGGCAGAGGUGGGGAACAUUUGUCUCUCCUGAAAGUUCUGGCUUUGGGGGGGUCCCCUCAUGAGCCUAGUUGCUAGCACUCUCCUCUGGAGACGGAGCAGCCAGUAGCAGGAAGACAGGAAUUCUGAAGUCCUUGCCAAGACGGGAUCAGCCCUUUGUCUCACCAGCCGCUGUUCCCUUGUGCUUCUGUCCUUAUCCACCACCCCCCCCCCCCCGCCUGAGUCCUGCCUGGAACAGGCCCUUCCUACUUGAGAGACUUGGGGUUGGGGUAACAGCUGCGCUAACCCAGCUCUCUUCUGUUGUGUUUGCUUGACUCUGGUACCAAAUAGUUGGGAUCACUGAAGAAGCCCCCUUUCCUGUGCCUCUCGGCGCAGGGGCUGUGACUGCUGCCCGAUUCCCCACGAAGUGCCCCCCGCCCGAGCGCUGCCUGGGUUGCACAGCUCCGCGAGUGUUUCGAGGUGCCUUUCCCGGAACCCUCCUCUCACUUGGACCCAAGAGUGGUGACAGCUCUGGCGGGGGCUCUUGGUUUCAAGAGGGUCUGGACUGGUUUGGGUGCUUUAAAAUAGAUUUUUAGUUCAGUGGUGCUUAUGGGAGAGAUGGAGAUAGAACCUAACCUGUGAGACUUGGGUGGAUGGGAAGGUUAAAUAUUGCGCUUUUGUUUUGCUUUUGCUAUUGUUACCACUUUUCAUUGUCUUAAUGUUAAAAUGCCAAAAAAGGAUCUAGUUGUUGUUGCUUUUUUCCCACUCUCCCCACUCCAGCCACUCCUUUGCAGUGACUUCUGCCUUUGUGGGGCAUAUAGCAGUGUCUGUCUUGGCCAGUUGUCAUGCCUUGCUGAAGGAGAUUGGUUUGCAUCUUCUAAGAUUUAGUCGAAUUCCAUGCUCAUCUGUACCGUCCUCUGUCCAAUAAGUAGUCUAGGGAGAAGCUUGUGCAUCUUAAGAGCUUCUGCUAAACUAACCGAAUUCAUCCAGAUCACUCAAAACCACCAUUUCUGACUCAAGCUUCCAUAUGUGGAACCUGAUCAGCUUCCCUGGCCGGGUGUCUUUCCUGGGUUGUGGCUCAGGCAUACGUUCCAUGUCCCCCUGGGGUCUCUCUUUAGUUGUGUGGUCACCUGGUAGCUUGGGGUUGGAGGAACCAAGGGUUGAAGAAACUGUAGCCAGGGUCCUGGCCUGUUGCAGGAACUGCCCUUGGCUAAGCUGGGUCUCAGAUCUUCCGGUGGACUGAUCUGAAAUUGGCAGCCAGUCUGUUCUAGAACCCCCUGCCCCCCACUUGCCAGGGACUGGAGCAGGAAAGGGAUGUGCCUUCCAAAAGAAGCCUGCCCUAUUCCCUCCCACCAUCACUCCUUGUGGCUCAGAAUUUUAAAAUGAAAAUACUGAUGGUCAGAGUCCUUUAGAACCAGGAGUUUGGGGUGGGCUUUGAGGGUGGUAGCUCCUGCACUCCUAGAGAAAGGUACAAAGAGGCCUGGGCUGUGAAAGUGCUUUACGGCUGGCCCUCGUGUCUGCCACAUCUCCCAGCUCAGGAGGUAGAAGUGGAAAGAUGAGGCUUAGCGUGAAGGGGAAUCCAAGAGGAGGCUGUGGCUUGGUCGAAGGUGCCUGGUUUAGUGCUGUAAUUGUCUUUUUUUAUAUAUAUAUAUAUAUAUAUAUUUCUGGGAGUAAACAUUUUAAAUAAAUGACGUCAUUGUUUACUCUG
Choloepus didactylus (southern two-toed sloth) is the source of this 4559-nucleotide messenger RNA. It is a transcript of the gene RCC2, whose product is annotated as regulator of chromosome condensation 2. NCBI's taxonomy places the organism in Eukaryota, Metazoa, Chordata, Mammalia, Pilosa, Megalonychidae. Bases 558 to 2123 code for a protein of 521 amino acids. The transcript is spliced from 16 exons. The record is from RefSeq and is a predicted model, not a curated record.